AUGCUAGCAGAUCACAAUCUCGCUGUUCAACUUGCCCGUGAGGACGACGAAAUCGAACGUGAACACCGUCAUUUAAUCACUGAAUCCCAGCCGACAUUUGAAUGCUCUAUCUGUAUGGAAAUGCGGCCACUCGACUCCGCUAUGCCCAUUCCAACUUGCACACACGUUUUUUGUCGCGGGUGCUUGAAGUCUCAUGUUGUUUCCAAGUUGGAGGAAGGACGUUACCCCAUAUUUUGUCCCAUCUGUUCCGCGGACAAGAAUAUGGAUCAGAAAGGAGAGAUCUCAAACACAAUGGCCGAGUCGCUUGGUUUAUCUGAAGAACAGUACGUUAUGUGGGAAAAGCUGAAUCUGGCCCAAUAUUCGGUCUGGAUUGACUGUCCACAUUGCGAAAAGUCCUCACUUGUAGAUCGAGAUGAUUUCCAGAUUAGUUCGGAGCUUCGAUGCCCGCUUCCUACGUGUCGCGGCAUGUGGUGCAAGAAAUGCAUGAAUUUUAUCGAUCCAUCUGCUGGCCCACAUUCAUGUGAUGGCCAAGCCGAAAUGGAUCGCUACAUCGCUACUGGAUCUGCCACAAAGCGUUGCCCAGGUUGCACCACACCUACGGAGAAAACUGAGGGAUGCAAUCAUAUGACAUGUUCGGUUCCUGGUUGUAACACGCAUUUCUGCUGGGUAUGCGGGAAAACGAUUGUUCGCACACAAAUCCAGAGCCAAGUCAAAUCAGCACUGGAGGCUCACUAUAGGAAGUGCAAACUGUUCCACUACCCGGCUUAG
Messenger RNA from Cantharellus anzutake, 768 nucleotides. RefSeq lists its product as uncharacterized. The record is from RefSeq and is a predicted model, not a curated record. Bases 1 to 768 code for a protein of 255 amino acids. Gene Ontology annotation, cellular component: ubiquitin ligase complex; cytoplasm. The transcript is spliced from 5 exons. Gene Ontology annotation, molecular function: ubiquitin conjugating enzyme binding; zinc ion binding; ubiquitin protein ligase activity. Lineage: Eukaryota; Fungi; Basidiomycota; Agaricomycetes; Cantharellales; Hydnaceae. Gene Ontology annotation, biological process: ubiquitin-dependent protein catabolic process; positive regulation of proteasomal ubiquitin-dependent protein catabolic process; protein polyubiquitination.